AGGCAUAGUUUAUCCUCCUUUACUCCACUAGGACUUGUGGAGGUUAAACAGAUGAUUGAGAUUGUAAUACUUAGGGGCGGAGCUAGCAUGUUGGAGUGAACGGCUGUGUGUGAGAGGCUCCCGCAACUUUUUUGCGAAAUAAUCUAACCUAACUUACUUUAUUGCACUUGUUACAACAAACUUUUCUUUCUAAUACAAUAUUGUAACUUUCUAUGUGAAAAUGCAUAGUAAUAAGCGACCAAAGGACAAUAAAUCCACAUCAGAGGCCUACUCCACACCAAACAACGAGACAAACAUGGCGGAAGGCACAGGUAACAACGUGACACUUACAGAACUUACCCGGGCUUUGGGAGAACUACGUGUUGCUAUAGCGGAGGAUCUUAAGGCUACUAUUGCUGAACUGGAGACUAAAAUCGAGAGCACCAUUCGAACGGUCGCUUCGCAGGGCCAGAGUAUUGUGGACCUUGAGAAAGCUUCUGAAUUCAACGCAGAGUCCCCCAGCAAGAAGAAUAAGUCUGAGAUGGGAGUGGCAGGGGAUGGCAGUGGUGAUGAGGAUAAGAUGGAUGUCCAGGAGACCACUGAGGAUGAAGAUCUGGACCCGAACGAGGAGAUGAGUGCGGAGGAAGACUCCUCCCAUCACCAUGUCACACAGCAAAAACGUCCCUUUGGUAAAAUGUUGAUGGGGGACAUGAGUGUGAACACACCCAAGACGGUCGGUGUUCGCUCCCUAGAGACGGGAGAUCCCAGUUUGGACCUACGGAGUCGCAGAUCCAUUCACACAACAGAGGAGCUGGAAACAGAUCGUCUCAAAGCCGAGAGAGUGGAAACGUCUAGAAAAGCUGCUUCUGGUACCAAGUCUGCAACCCAAUUCAGACCCCUGGCGAACCGACCAGAGGUUCUGACUUACAAGACUAGCAGCAUGGCAGAGUACAGGGAGAAGAUGGAGGGGAAAGCCGAAAGCACUGGAUUGGCCAGAGCUAACCACCGUAGCAUGAGAGUGUACCCCACCUCUGAAGAGUCCUACAAAUCAAGCUGUCGGGUGAACAAUAUUCCUACUCGAAAACAAACCACGCAUCUCCAAAAACAAGAUAUUAAGAAAUCAGCUGUUAUCAAGGCAAAUCCUGGGAAAACAUCUGGGGGGUGCAUGUGGAGGCUGUGUCAGGUUCUGGUGCUGCUUGUCUCUGGUGUUCUGGGUCUCCUGGCCUUCCAGCACCUCCCACUGCCCCACAGGCCUUCAGGAGGUCGUGAGCAUUCAGCCUGGCCUGUGAGAGCGGGGAAGUUUGCUGCUCAGUUAUCUGCCCUGGAGGCCCUGUUCCCCGGCCAGCGCUCUGAGCUGUGGAGGAGGAGCAGGAUCCACCUGGAGAGGCACCUCCAGACAACCCAGCCCACAGAGCCAGUCAGCCUGAUGCUGACAGCAGGCCGCAGGGGGGAGAGGACGCUGCACUGCCUUGCCCUGCGCCUGGCCAGAGCCGUCUCCUCUGCCCUCAACUCCUCCUCCAUCCUCCACAUCGACGGGGCCAGCAAGACUGGCCAGGACAGCGACCAGGUCAAGCUGGACAUCGACACCCAGCUGCGGGGUGCCUUCGAGGGGGACCAGUCCGUAGCCGUCGUCCACCGCUUUGAAGAGCUGCCCCCGGGCUCCACGAUCAUAUUCUACCGCUACUGUGACCACGAGAAUGCCGCCUACAAGGAGGUGUUCCUGCUCUUCACUGUUCUGCUGCCUGAGGUGGAGUUAGGGAAAGAGCUCAGUCUGAAUGAGGUGGAGGAGAGGGUCCGUGACUAUAUUACGGCCAGAUUUGUAGAAAGUAACAGCUCAACCAAACCAGGCACCUUCAAUAGCAUGGACCUGGACAAGCUGAGUGGACUAUGGAGCCGUAUCUCCCACCUUGUCCUGCCGGUGGCAGAAGAGAAAAACAUAGAGCAGGGAGUAUGCAUGGGCUGAACUGGCAGCUACAGGAGACGUCUGGCUAGGUAGGGACUGGCUCGCUGGGCUGGGCUCCUCUCCGUCUUUAUGGAGCUCUGGAGUCGCUGGGGCUCUGUUGCUGAGGUGUGACGGUGCGAAGACACACCGAGGCGCUCUGCGUGUCUCUGGGACUGUGGGACUUCACAGGUGAACCUAGGACCUAGAGGUGAAAUCUUCCAGAGGUCGUGUGCUCUUUUAAUAGAGAUUUCUAUGCUGACGGAUCCAGACCAACAUUAAGAUUCAGCCCAACUGCACUGUUUUUAGUUUUAACUGAACUGUCCUCUGUUUCUGGUCCUCUGUCCUUUUUUCUGAUCAUUUCACAACUGCCAGCUGCUGAAAUGAGGAAGUAAUUAGAGUGAGUGUCUGGGUUGAGGACAACAGUUUGUUGAGGGUUGUUUUAUUCCAGACCGACAGUUUGCUUUAUAGGGAAGAUGUACAGCAUUGAUUUUUAUAAUAAGAUAUCUACUGUUUUCAUGUUUUUCUUAUUUUGUUUUUUCUACUGUGCUGAAAAAUAAAAUUGUUACCUUGUUUUUAAUUGAAAAAUAUAGUCCUUUUGGUAAGCAAUUUAAAGUGAUUGUUUAUGCAUGAAAUGUUAUUGUUUUCCUAAUUUUGUAGAUUCCAGACUUCACCACUGAUCCAUGCAUUGGUAAAAUGACUGAAACUUUUUCUGCUGUUAAAUGCUCAUGUAUACAUAUUUUAAAAUAUAAUUUCAAUACCUCCUCUCCCUGCAUAUUUGUCUGAAAUGUCUUGCACUAAUUGUCUGGUUUUACAUUUUCAACCUACCAGCUCACCCCAAGGAUUUGGCAGACAUGAAGACGGUAAUAAUCGGCGUUUGGGAUGCUGCAUUAGGCUUGUGUCACGUGUGUUAUAGUGUAGUAUUUGCUUAAUUAAAAGUGUUAUUAAAUAACUGUAUAUUGGGAAUAUUUUGAGGUACAGAAAGGAGUUGUUGAAUAUGAUACUUUUCACACUGGGAGGAGAGAGAUCGCUGUAAUUGAUCAUAUUCUUACUGCUAUGAUGCUUGUUUGUUACACGAUUCCCCUCAAAAUGCUUGAGUAGCUUGAUGAAGUAAACUAUUCUAGAUUAUUGCAGAAUAAAUGUUGGCAUAAUUUAAACAGAUACAUAGUACAAUAUAUUUGCAGUAUAAUUUGAACUGAUUGAAACAUUCUUAAUCAAAAUGUAUAUUACAUAACUGGUAUUGCCAGUCAGAGAUUGUGCCUUACAGAAUAUUUUUUAUUAGUGAGAUUUAGAUUAUAUUUGAUAUGUUGUACCAAAAUAAUCAGUGUUGAAGAUGAAAAUUUAACCAACCUGUCCCUGCACCAACUCUUUUCUUUCCACCCUGAAAUGUUUAUGCUCUGUUGGAACUAAGAUGUUUAGUUUUGUAUUGCGUUCACCAACUAAGUACGUCCUUUGAUUGUUUUGGUUUUCCUAAAAUAAUAAAAUUGUUGAAUAGUU
This is a messenger RNA of Coregonus clupeaformis (lake whitefish), 3415 nucleotides long. RefSeq names its product torsin-1A-interacting protein 2-like. Gene Ontology annotation, cellular component: membrane. The transcript has 7 exons. Lineage: Eukaryota; Metazoa; Chordata; Actinopteri; Salmoniformes; Salmonidae. The record is from RefSeq and is a predicted model, not a curated record. The coding region runs from base 221 to 1942 and encodes 573 amino acids. Gene Ontology annotation, molecular function: ATPase activator activity. Gene Ontology annotation, biological process: membrane organization.